This is a messenger RNA of Pelagomonas calceolata, 1327 nucleotides long. Lineage: Eukaryota; Pelagophyceae; Pelagomonadales; Pelagomonadaceae. The record is from the annotation of a GenBank genome assembly.
AUGCCCUGGACGCCCCGAGGCGGCAAGGCCCUGUCUCGCGCCGCGAGCGGCCGCGUGCCGGGCCCGAGGACGACGAACUCGUGCGUCAAAGGCAUUAUGCUCCUCAUCAUCUUCGUCAUUAUGCUCAUGGUCGCGUCCUUCGAGCACUCGCUGGCGGCGGCGGCGCACAAGAUCGGGCUCGACAAGGACGUCGAAUUCGCGGCGCAUCUCGCGCAGCCGGUCGUCGAGCGCGCCGAGGCCUUCGUGGAGCAGGUCGAGACCGCGGCGGCGCGCGACGUCGCCUACGCACGUUCCCAUCUGGCGCAGCCGGUCCUCGAGCACGCGGGCGCCUUCUUGGAGGCUCCUGUCGAAGAACUCGGCCGCGACUACCAGCUCGUUGCCGACGCGCUGCGGGUGUUGGCGCGGCCGGGCGCGGAACCGGACGCCCUGGAGGCGAAGGCGGCCGAGCUUGCCGACCUCGAGGCCGAGCGGGCCGUGCGCGCGGCGCAGGCCGAACUCAAGGCGGCGGCGGCGGCGAAGGCCGAGGCCGAGGCAGAGCGCUACGAAGCUGAACGGGCCAAACGCAUCGCCGACGCGGAGAAGCGCAUCGCAGCCAAGCGGGAGGCUCAGGAAGCGGCGGCGGCCGAGCGCCUCGCCGCGGAGAGGGCGCGGGCCGAACGCGCCGCGGAGGAGAAGCGCGUCGCCACCAAGCGGAAGAAGCAGGAGGCCGACCUCGCUCGCGCGAAGGCAGAGAUAGAGAGUGUCGCGGCCGAGGCCCAGGCGCGCGCCGACGCCGACCGCAAAGCGGCCGUCCUAUUUCGCGACACAGUUUUGUAUGCUAUCGUGACACCAAGUAUAGUGCGAGCAAAGGUAAAUACGGGAAAUGAUCGUCAAAAACUGGUGCAAGCAUCAUUAAAAGCGUGGCCCGCAUUGCGAAGAUUUAACGCUUCUUAUCAAUUAGAUAGUUCGUGUGUGUCGAUCCUGCAACAAAGACACAUAACAAUAAGCACUAAAUAUUACUCAGAAGAACGAGGUGUGGGUUGGAUCCACGCCGGCAAAGUCGGACACUGGUGUAGCUUUUUACGAUAUCUAGUCUAUUGUAACACAUCUGAUGCCGUCGUCUGUGUGUGGAUUGAUGGCCGUCGCGAAGGCCCCGGAGGCAUCUACAAAAUUCGCCGCGCCGGCCGCGAGACCGGCACCGCCAGCGAAGCCUGUAGCUACCCCCGAGGAGGCCGCGGCCUGGGCGGCACGCAUCCCGAAGCAGGUGCGACCGCCGCCGCCGGGCGAGGCGUUGCCGCAGGAAGGGGUCGACACGCAGCCCGCGAAACCUGUCGCCGCGCAACCGUAG